GGAACACAUUGAGAGUUACAAUCGCUACAAUGGCCAAAAGCGACGGUGGCGAUUAUUUCAGAAGGGCGAGUCUUUUUUGGAUAAUUACAGUGACGCUUUCGAUGGGAUACUUCACAUGGACAGUCUUCUGGCCACAGCAUGUCCCCUAUGACAACCUGGGUCCCCUUGGUACCCUGUCCAAAUACCUGGUGGACAAUCACCAUGCUCUCAUGUACAAAGGAUGGUGGGCAGCCUGGGUCGUCCAUGUGGGUGAAGCCCUUGUUGCCAUGAAGGUCUGCAGUGACAAAGGGGUUGACAGCACAAUGGCACGUUGCCUUUGGUUCAUCCAGACGGUGUUGUUUGGCUUUGCCUCUCUUGGCCUGCUUCUGAAAUACAAGCGCGAUCACAGGCCCAAACAACACUGAUGCCGUUAGAAUGAACCAGCGGCAGAACACCACACCACCGUAUCCUAGGAAAAGAAUUGUGUGCCAGCUGCAUGCUGUGAACUUUGACCCCAAAACUCUUAUCAGUUGAAGAAAAAGAUGGGUUUUUGUGAUUCCAGAAUGUUUCCAGCAUUUAAAGAGGGCUGUAGGUAAAAUAAUUAAAAACAAAUUGUUGAUCCUAAGAAGGACAUUCUUCUCAAACCGUAGCUAGUGUAAUGCCUACGCCUCCCACGCAACAUUCCUUACCAUUUAUUUUUAUCCAGGGCAUUUUUUUAGGAAAUAAUGUUUUUUACAAGUUGGAGAACAAUGUUAUGGCAAUGGGAUUUUUUAUUUUGAUCACCCAUUUGAAUUACUGUUUACAUUUCCUUUCACUACAUUAGAUUAGAUAAUCCUUUUGCCUUUAAGCAUUAACAUGUUUGGAAUUUAUCCACAAAUCUAAUCUAUUAAUAUAGAUUAGGGAUAAAAUGACAGACGAAGAGCAAAGUUGUACAUUUUUUUACAAUAAAGAGUGAUUAAUAAAUU
Messenger RNA from Esox lucius (northern pike), 944 nucleotides. RefSeq names its product transmembrane protein 254 (gene tmem254). Lineage: Eukaryota; Metazoa; Chordata; Actinopteri; Esociformes; Esocidae. The record is from RefSeq and is marked provisional.